AUGGAGGCGAUCAUGGCGACCUCAAAGGUCCGCAACGUAGAUGAGGUACUCAAUGGCCAUGGAGGCACCGUGGAGCCAAGUGUGGCCGCCAAACCUAGCACCCAGCAGGCCUCUCAGUGCAACGGCGCUACGUGGGAGAACAGUUCGAUGAUGACGAGAUUAGGUACGGGUGGUUGCCGCAAGGGGCGCAAGGCCGUAUUGCCAUGGAGAUUUCAGAUUGGGUACAAGCGGCCACGGUCACAGGGUUUAAGCCAGGACGGCGGAUCCGAUGGACUUCCUGCAACUGGAACUUCCAUGUCCACUGAUGGUACUGGAGCUUCCAAGUCCAUGGAUGGUUCCAGGCAUAUAGGAGUUGCUGCUGCUGCUUCUGUACCCAACAAAACAAAGGUUGACAAUGGUGAUCGUCAUCGUCCAAUGCCAAAGAACAGAGUCGCCAUCAGCAGAGAAAGCGUCAUGGCUUCUUUGCAGGAAUUCCGGCUAAUUUACAGGCAGCUUGUGGCCCAAGAAAAGGCCGACUGCGGUAAACAAGAACAUGAUCUUGCAGCCUUUCAAGUCUUCAGGGAGAGGCUAUGUGUUGAAUUUGAUGAUAGGAGGUACUUGGGUAGCGUUCCUGGAGUUCAUGUUGGUGACGUGUUUGAUUCGGACGCCGAGCUUUUCCUUGUUGGUCUCCAUCGUACACAGCAGUCGCGUGUUGAUUACAUCAAUCAGAACGGGGGCAGGACAUGUCUAGCCGUUAGCAUCGUGUCGUACGCGCAACAGUCUGCCCAAAAUAACAAUCUGGAUUUCUUGCUACAUGUUGGGUCUGUGGCUGCCACCACUGGCCAGAACAUGGAAGGUACCGACUUGGCGCUAAAGCAGAGUAUGGAUACCAAAACACAUGUGCGUGUCAUUUAUAGGUUUGUUAUGACCGGCCGUGAGGAGCUUACAUACUAUGUUUAUGGUGGUUUAUAUUUGGUCGAGAAAUUUAGCAAAGAGAAACUGAGGGAAGACAAACAUAUUAGCACUUUUCAUCUGAGAAGAUUGUCGGGGCAACCGAGCAUCAACAUUCAUGAACUUGUGGAAAAAAGAAUGGAUGAACCAUCCAAUGGAACUUUUACUGUAGAUAUAUCGUCAGGUCUUGAGAAGAUCCCUAUAUCUGCAAUCAACUCCAUAUCAAACGAGGCCCCGGCUCCAUUUCGCUACAUUUCACACAUACAAUACCUCAGGAAGUAUCAGCUAGAUCCUCCAUCAGGUUGUGAUUGUGUUGGUCGAUGUUCGGACUCGCAAAAGUGUGCAUGUGUAAUGAAAAAUGGUGGGAAGAUCCCUUUCAGAAAGACCGGUGGUCUCCUAGAGGAAAAACCUCUUAUUUACGAGUGUGGACCUUCAUGCAAGUGCCCUCCAACUUGUCGCAAUAGAGUGGGCCAACAUGGAAUUAGUUUUCGCCUUCAAGUCUUCAAGACAACAUCAAUGGGUUGGGGAGUACGAAGCCUUGAUUUUAUACCUACAGGACGUUUUGUGUGUGAAUAUAUAGGGGAGUUGUUGGAUAAUGAAGAUGCUCAGGAGAGGGGUAAUGAUGAGUACUUGUUCCUUAUUGGAAACAACUAUUAUGAUGUAUCCCGCUGGGACAACUUACAAAAGACUAUCCCCUCACUUAUGAAUGGCCCUGGGGAAGAGGAAGAAAAUUUCUUUGCAGUGGACGCACUGAAAUGUGGCAACCUUGCAAGGUUCAUCAACCAUAGCUGCACCCCUAACCUUUUCACACAAAAUGUUCUCUAUGACCAUGACAACAAGGGUAUGCCUCACAUCAUGCUCUUUGCUUGUGAGGAUAUUCAGCCUCUUGAACCACUAUCAUAUGACUAUAAUUAUACCAUAGAUGGGGUCCAUGACUCUGAAGGUAACAUCAAGAAGAAACGAUGCUUAUGUGGCUCUGUUGAGUGCACUGGAUGGUUGUACUAG
Triticum turgidum subsp. durum (durum wheat) is the source of this 1935-nucleotide messenger RNA. Lineage: Eukaryota; Viridiplantae; Streptophyta; Magnoliopsida; Poales; Poaceae. The record is from the annotation of a GenBank genome assembly.